This is a messenger RNA of Dreissena polymorpha, 3906 nucleotides long. RefSeq names its product cartilage oligomeric matrix protein-like. The coding region runs from base 54 to 3410 and encodes 1118 amino acids. Gene Ontology annotation, biological process: cell adhesion. Lineage: Eukaryota; Metazoa; Mollusca; Bivalvia; Myida; Dreissenidae. Gene Ontology annotation, molecular function: calcium ion binding. Gene Ontology annotation, cellular component: extracellular region. The record is from RefSeq and is a predicted model, not a curated record. The transcript is spliced from 23 exons.
UGCAGAUCCAAGGCCGAGCUGACGCCGACGAAUGGGUCACGACCUUCAAGAUAAUGUAUUAUGAUGGUGCAAACGCCUCCUGGGUCACCUACAAGGCAGACUCUGGACAAGAGGUCUUUGCUGGAAACACGGACCGCACGACCGUUGUAAAACAUACCUUACAGCCUCCCGUUCUUAGCACGAAGAUCAGGGUCAACCCUCAGGCCUGGCAUUCCGCCAACAUUUCCAUGAGACUCGAGUUCAACGGAUGCUCUCAAGCGGAACAGCUUUUCUACGAUGUGAGCUGCAUGCGCUGUGAGACCGCGUAUUACUGUGAAGGCGAUGGUGUUCAGAAACCCUGCGGUCGUUGUUUAGGUAACGGAACCUGUGACCGGAACCCAGUGGAACACUCAUUCGGUUUGGCCUCUGAAUGCACAACCUGCCCGCCUGGAUGGAUAUGUUCUGACGGCUAUGCCAAACCAUGUGAGCUAUACCACUAUGCAGAAUGUACCAACACCUCAUGUCCAGGGUCGUGUACCCUUUGUGAAAAGGGGUACGCUUGCCACGCGGGUAUCAGGACAAAAUGCGAGGCGGGAUCAUAUUCGGACGGAAACACAGAGCAUUGUAUUCCUUGUUUGGCGGGCACCUAUCAGAACAAUACUGGAGCAAGCUCGUGCAUCACGUGUGACCCUGGUUACUAUAGCGCCACGAGGAAAACCGUUUGUGAUAGAUGUGCCCCAGAGGAGUACACGGACGGGACAUCCGGCUGUUUGCUGUGUCAGGACGCAGUUCAGUGUCCUUGUCUCAAUGGAAACAAGUGCUACGACUACUCUUACUGCUACAAUACAGGAUCACGUGAUUCUGGAUGCGUGCCUUGCGGAGCUGGUCUUAAAGGAGACGGUGUUAACUGUACAGAUAUCGAUGAGUGUUACAAGUACAAGCCCUGUUUCAUGGACCGUUGCAUCAACACUGAGCCCGGGUACCAAUGUCUUGAGUGUCCCGAGGGAUACACGGGAACCUAUGAAGAUGCGUACACCUGGGACAAGCACAGGCGGGUGUUCAUCUAUAAGAACCUCGAGAGGUCAAACUUUACCAACCAGACUUGCGAGGAUAUCAACGAGUGUGCGGUAAACAACGGCGGAUGUGACCCAUUGAUGAAGUGUGUCAAUACAAUCGGCAGUUACUACUGUAGUUUCUGUGCCUCGGGUUACAUGGGGACCAACAAAAGCGGCUGUUACCUAGACAACUUCUGUAUAUCAAAAGCGCAUACUUGUAUACCGGAGGCUGACUGCGUGUACCUAGGACCAGCACAGUAUAGAUGCGUGUGCAAAGCCGGUUACGCCGGUCCAGGCAAUUUGUGCGGACUAGAUUCCGACAACGACGGCUUCCCGGAUGUUGGAAUCCCGUGUCUGGACUGGGGAUGUAAACGGGAUAUUUGCCGUAUCAUAUCAAAUAGCAUGCAGGAAGACACCGAUGGGGAUUCGUUCGGUGACAAUUGUGAUGACGACGAUGAUAGUGACGGGCGAUAUGAUUGGCUGGACAACUGUCAGUUUGUGUCCAAUUUCAACCAAACUGAUGCGGACGGUGACUGGGUGGGUGAUGCUUGCGAAGAUUGCCGCAACGUAAGCAACCCUUACCAGAAGGAUGUGGACUUAAACGGUGUCGGUGACGCAUGUGAUCCAUAUAAUGACACUGACGGUGAUGGAGUUCCCGAUACCUCUGACAACUGCCCCAAUAUUUUUAACUCGGACCAGGCUGACUCAAAUGACAACUUUGUGGGUGAUGUUUGCGAUGAAUCUGGUACGACUAACAUCGACAGAGAUGGCGACAGUGUUACAGACAAUGUCGACAACUGCCCCGAUUAUAUGAAUGCGGACCAAAGUAAUAUUGAUGGCGUCGAUGGAGGUGACAUGUGCGAUACUGACAUUGAUGGCGAUGGUAUCAACAACAGCAUAGACACCUGUCCAUAUCUGAAAAACACCGACAAUACAGACACCGAUGGGAACGGCGUGGGGGACGCAUGCGAGGGGGAUACAGACGGCGACGGUAUCGCCGACAAGAACGACACGUGCCCCUUCAACCCGACAAUACAGACCACCUCGUUUAAGUCAUAUUUCACCGUGAACCUGGACCCGUCAUUGACCACUGCAAUGCCGAGGUGGCUUGUGAAAAAUAAUGGAGGGGAAAUCAUGCAGUUGGCACACACGGGAAUGCCAACCAUGUUGAUUGGAAAACAAAGGUACGGAGCCGUGGAAUUCAAAGGUACCUGGUUUACAACGCAGUCCUCAGCAGACAAAUAUUUCGGGUUCGUGUUCGGCUAUACGAACAACCGAAAGUUCUACGUCGUCAUGUGGAAGGGAGUUCACUACAACUACAAGGAUGGGGGUGAUUCCACAUACAAAGGCGGUAUUCAGGGGGUGCAUAUUAAGCUUAUCGACUCCUCGUACGGGCCCAAUUCGACUUUAGCAGAGGCGCUUUGGCACAGCUACAGUACCCCUGGUAUAUCUACCAUGAUAUGGCAGGACCCCAAGAUGCAGGGUUGGCAGCCCAAAAAGUCCUACAGAUGGUACCUUACACACUUGCCCACCACUGGAUACAUCAAUUUGAAGGUGUACCAAGGUACUACGCUGAUGGCCGACUCUGAGGCCCUAUACAACAGCGCUAUUACUGGUGGCCGUCUGGGCGUGUUCCAGUUUGGCGAGUUCCCGAUGAUCUGGUCCAACCUGCGAGCCGACUGCCUCGAGCACACCAACCAGGGACUGUACAUGAACGGCGUGGACAACUACGUGGAGCUGAAUGAUGCCAUUGAACUCGGUCUAGAAUAUAGUUUUACCAUUGAAGCAUGGAUAUAUUUAGACGCGGGAUACACUUCCGGUCCGUACCCGGUGUUCUGCGCAGGCAGCGAGUUCAUCUGCCUGUCUAUAGUUGCCGGAAAGGUUGUUGGUGUCUAUGGGAACUACACUGUGACGUCAUUGCAGACACUCGAAGCUGCGCAGUGGUAUGACGUCAUCUUUCGGUACAGAAUUGAGGACGAGGAGCUGACUAUAUUCAUAGACAGUGUCUCAAGCAAUACAGCAAGCAAUGUGAUGAAGUAUAAUUUGACGGUUGAAGCGGAAUCAUCGAACCUGACGAUGUUCAUUGGACGAGAUUCAAGGAAUUAUUUCAGGGGAACAAUAGAUGAAGUACGAAUAUACAACGAAGGUUUGCAAGACGAUGAGAUAGAGGAGCACGUGGCGAUGGCGUCCGUGGAACGUCCGGUCCUCAAGGCGUACAACGUCCUGCAUUUUCGGAUGGAGGACUCGAUGAACUCUACGAAUCUGGUGAACUCGGGCAAACUCAAGGAACUUACGGCCAUCAGGAAUGGGGGCGUAUUUGUCACGAGCUAUGAGCAGUUCAAGCAAUUCAGGAUCGGCUAUCCAAACAAUCGUUAGAGACAAGAAUGGUGAUCAAUGAUCGAUUUGAUAGCGAAAAAUACUUAUUGAAAGUAUAUUUUAUUUAGCAUUUAUUUCUUUGCUUAUUUUUAAAAUUAUUAUUUUACGUUGUAUUUUGAUGAACGCUAUAUAUGUAUUUGUCAUGUUGGUGAAGGACUUGUUAAUGUUAUUUCAAUGCCAUACACGUUUCUACGACGAAUUUGCGGUAGAGAUACAUGCGUGAUUGUAUGUAAAUCAUAAGAACAGUUUGCUGCAUGACGAAACGAGAAGAGCGAAAAUGUUAAAAGACUAGAUGUUUGCCGUAAAAAAAUAUUUGCACAGUUUACCGGUUCUUUUGGACCUUUAAAUACUCCUUAAUUAUUAACAUAAUCCUUCUUUUGUAGAAAAUAUUUAUGAAAGGGUUCUAAUAGUUUUCUCUAUGCAAUACUAAAACAACAUAACUUCGUAUUAUAUUUAGUGUUUACUGUUUGCUAAUAAACAUUCUUUGUGAAAAAAG